Bubalus bubalis (water buffalo) is the source of this 2503-nucleotide messenger RNA. It is a transcript of the gene TGIF1, whose product is annotated as TGFB induced factor homeobox 1. Gene Ontology annotation, biological process: regulation of transcription by RNA polymerase II. Gene Ontology annotation, molecular function: RNA polymerase II cis-regulatory region sequence-specific DNA binding; DNA-binding transcription factor activity, RNA polymerase II-specific. Lineage: Eukaryota; Metazoa; Chordata; Mammalia; Artiodactyla; Bovidae. The transcript is spliced from 3 exons. Bases 1239 to 1997 code for a protein of 252 amino acids. The record is from RefSeq and is a predicted model, not a curated record.
AAUGAGAAUUUUUUACAUUUCCUGCUACUUUAAUUUCUUUUACAUAGAAAUACUGGUUUUUAGAGCAUACUGUAGUAUGCUUUAAAAACAAGAUUUCAUUUCUUUAGUCAGAGUAGCCUUUUAUAGUUUUGAAAGGGGGAAAGUUAAAGUUCAAAAUUUGGGGGCAGUCUCUUGCUUAAGACUCCAAACUUGCAAUGCAGGGGGUUCAGGUUCUGUCCCUGGUCGGGGAACUAAGAUCCCAUAUGCCUCGAGGCAGGGCCAGGAAAAAAAAAAGUCUAAGUUAUCUUUAAAUGUCUAAAAGGGCCAAAUUUGAAUUUUUGUGGAACCCAGUCUAUGUGUGAUUUAAAUAUUCUUUAUGGUGUGUGAAUUUUUAAAAUUUCUGGUAGGAUUAAAGUGCUUGUAAACAAGAGUUUCCUGUGGUAGUUGCAUAUUCAAGUUUUCUUUGUCAUGUAAUGAUUUAAAGCCGAAUCCUGCUUAUUGAUAUGUAGUAUUCUAGAUUCAGAUUAAGCUGGCAAUUGAAAUUUAUGGAAAUUUAAAAAUUUACUCAGUCUUAGGCAUCUUUUGAGGUCUCUUUUGAGGCCUUACGUAAGUACUAAAAGUAGAAAAAGCUUUUUAUGCAGUGAAACUUAUCAGUGGUUGUUUGUAUUUAGUAAAAAGUGACUAGUGCUGUCCAUUAAAAGUAGGUGUCAAGUUUUGAAUAAAAGGAAGUUGCAGUGAAAAGGAAAAGGAACUGGCAGAAGAUUCUGGCGUGCAUUUUAUCUUUCAAAUACUAACUGGGUUAAGAGUGUAAUUUUCCUUCCUUAUAUCAGUGGAAAAAAAUCUUCCAGUUUAUUUCAAAACCUUCAGUGGAAGAGGGAGGAAGAACAGCGCUUGAAACAUGCAUUAAGAUACUGGCUGGCUUGUUUUUCCCAGUUAGCAAUGACCUCACCAAGGAGGUUGUCAGACACAUCCCGUCUGCUGUGCCACCUUUCCUGUUUCACACGUGGCACGCUAUUCGCCUUGGGUGCAGCUUUGUCUCGUUUGCUGGAUUAGACUUUUCUGAGCUUCAUUCAAAAGGAAUGUGAGUCGUUGAGUCCUAUAGGAAGUGGGUACAAAAGGGAAUCUGACCAUGGGCUGGGGAUCUGGAAUACGCUGCGAGUCGAAUUACCCUGCAGAUUUCAGACGAGCUCUGGUGUUCGGGACAAAGAAACACAGGUGUUGUGGCCGCGUCUGGCAGUGAGACUGAAGAUGAUGACAGCAUGGACAGUCCCCUGGACCUCUCCUCUUCUGCUGGCUCAGGCAAGAGAAGGCGGAGGGGCAACCUGCCCAAGGAAUCCGUUCAGAUUCUCCGCGAUUGGCUGUAUGAACACCGAUACAAUGCCUACCCCUCAGAGCAAGAAAAAGCGUUACUGUCCCAGCAAACACACUUAUCUACACUACAGGUCUGUAACUGGUUUAUCAACGCCCGGCGCAGGCUCCUCCCCGACAUGCUGAGAAAAGAUGGCAAAGAUCCAAAUCGGUUCACAAUUUCCCGCCGUGGGGCCAAGAUGACUGAAGCCAGCUCUGUAGAGUCAGCAGUGAGCAUUAGGAACCUCAUGCCAGCUCUAGAGGAGAGCCCGUUUCACUCCUGUACAGCUGGGCCCAACCCAGCCCUGGGGAGGCCACUGUCUCCUAAGCCGUCCUCCCCAGGAUCCAUUUUGGCUCGUCCAUCAGUGAUCUGUCAUACCACCGUGACUGCGUUAAAAGAUGUGCCUUUCUCUCUCUGCCAGUCAGUUGGUGUGGGACAAAACACAGAUAUACAGCAGAUGGCCAACAGCAGCUUUACAGACACCUCCCUCAUGUACGCAGAGGACUCCUGUAAAUCUGGACCAAGUGCAAACACACAGAGUGGUCUUUUCAACACUCCUCCCCCUACUCCACCGGACCUCAACCAAGAUUUCAGUGGCUUUCAGCUUCUGGUAGAUGUUGCACUCAAACAGGCUGCAGAGAUGGAGCUUCAGGCAAAACUUAUGGCUUAACCCCCCUUUUUUUUUCCGCAAGCAAAACAGUUCUCAAAAAAAAAAAUGUUAAUGAUUGCUGGGAUGAUAGCAAAAGAUGAAUUUGCAUUAUUUUAUAUAUUUUUUUAUUAAUAUUUGCACAUGGGAUUGCUAAAAUGAAGCUUCCUGUUACUGAAAUGUUGUCAGUGGAAUACAGUCAUUCCAAGAACUAUAAACUCAGAGCUACUGUAGAAACAAAGGGUUUUCUUUUUUUAAUGUUUCUUGGUAGAUUAUUCAUAAUGUGAGAUGGUUCCCAAGAUCAUGUGAUUUUUUUUUUUCCCCCCCUUCCCUUCCCUUUUUUUUUCGUUGGUGUUUUUUUCAGACUGUGCAAUACUUAGAGAACCUAUAGCAUCUUCUCAUUCCCAUGUGGAACAGGAUGCCCACAUACUGUCUAAUUAAUAAAUUUUCAAUUGUUUUUUCAAACAAGUAUGAAUCUAGUUGAUUGAUGCAUUUUUUUUCAUGACAUAAUAAAGUAUUUUCUUUAAAAA